Messenger RNA from Funneliformis mosseae, 345 nucleotides. NCBI's taxonomy places the organism in Eukaryota, Fungi, Glomeromycota, Glomeromycetes, Glomerales, Glomeraceae. The record is from the annotation of a GenBank genome assembly.
AUGGAUAAUUUUUGGGAUGAAGAUACUAAUAAUACCAAAAGGCAACGCAGUAAUCCCAUUCCAGUUGUAAUAAAAGUUGUAAACGGUUUUGAUUCUGAAACUUUUAUAAAUGAGCUAAAAUUUCAACAUCAAUUUAUGACAAGUGGUAGAAGAUUCCUUAGAUUGUACGGCGUUACUCAGAAGACGGAUACAAAAGAAUAUGUAAUUUUUCAAAGAUGGAGACAAAAUCCUCCACAUUAUAUUUUGGAUCAAUUUGAAAAUUCAAAAUAUCAUACCGAAAAUAAUAAUGAUGCAAAUGAAGAUAGCAUUAGUCAAAUCAUUUAUAUUAGUCGUCCUUUGUCUUAA